AUGAGGCUAAUAAGUUGGAACUGUCAAGGGCUUGGGAACCGUUGGACAGGUAAAAGCCUUCGCAAGAUUGUGAGAGAACAAGUUCCCACAGUCUAUUUUCUUAUGGAGACAAGACUAGACAAGGAUGGAUUUGAGAAUUUGGAAGCUUUGGAAUCUUGCCAACUUCAAGACCUUGGCUUUAAGGGUUACCCAUUUACAUGGAACAACAAGAGACGGGGGGAAGCAAAUACAAAAAUUCGGUUGGAUAGAGGGGUGGCCAAUGAAGCUUGGUUAAGGAAGUUUCCAUUUAGCAGAAUUACACACUUAUCAGCACAUGCAUCGGAUCACCUUCCAUUGUUGUUGCGAGUACAAUCUUUUAACCAUCAAAGGCAGAGAAGGGAGAAAAGCUUCAAGUUUGAGGAGUCUUGGCUGUUGAAAGCUGAUUGUGAGGCCACAGUGAAAGAGGCAUGGGGUAGAGACACUAUUGCUGCACAUGGACUUGAGUCCAUUAAGCAAAAAAUCCAAAGGUGUGGACCAGAAUUAUUGAGUUGGGGUACGGCAUGGACUGAUCCGGAUGUUAAAGCUAUCAAAGAGACUCAAAAAAGAUUGGAUCAGUUGAAUGAAGAAGAAAUCUGA
Messenger RNA from Quercus robur (English oak), 615 nucleotides. RefSeq lists its product as uncharacterized. Lineage: Eukaryota; Viridiplantae; Streptophyta; Magnoliopsida; Fagales; Fagaceae. Bases 1 to 615 code for a protein of 204 amino acids. The record is from RefSeq and is a predicted model, not a curated record. The transcript is spliced from 2 exons.